Messenger RNA from Closterium sp. NIES-67, 1430 nucleotides. Lineage: Eukaryota; Viridiplantae; Streptophyta; Zygnematophyceae; Desmidiales; Closteriaceae. The record is from the annotation of a GenBank genome assembly.
ACAACCCCCCACAACCCCCCACAACCCCCCACAACCCCCCACAACCCCCCACAACCCCCCACAAACCCCCACAACCCCCCACAACCCCCACAACCCCCCACAACCCCCCACAACCCCCCACCCCCCACAACCCCCCACAACCCCCCACAACCCCCACAACCCCCCACAACCCCCACAAACCCCCCACAACCCCCCACAACCCCCCACAACCCCCCACAACCCCCCACAACCCCCCCCCCACAACCCCCCACAACCCCCCCCACAACCCCCCACAACCCCCCACAACCCCCCACAACCCCCCACAACCCCCCACAACCCCCCCCCCCCCACAACCCCCCACAACCCCCCACAACCCCCCACAACCCCCCACAACCCCCCACAACCCCCACAACCCCCCCACAACCCCCCCACAACCCCCCACAACCCCCCACAACCCCCCACAACCCCCCACAACCCCCCACAACCCCCCACAACCCCCCACAACCCCCCACAACCCCCCCCCCCCCCCCCACAACCCCCCACAACCCCCCACAACCCCCCACCCCCCCCACAACCCCCCACAACCCCCACAACCCCCCACAACCCCCCACAACCCCCCACAACCCCCCACAACCCCCCACAACCCCCCACAACCCCCCACAACCCCCCACAACCCCCCACAACCCCCCCCCCCACAACCCCCCACAACCCCCCACACCCCCACAACCCCCCACAACCCCCCACAACCCCCCACAACCCCCCACAACCCCCCCACAACCCCCCACAACCCCCCACAACCCCCCACAACCCCCCAACCCCCACCCCCUUUCCUCCCCCUUCCUCUUCCCCUCUCCUGCCCCUUCACCCCAUCCCCCCAUCUCCCCCCAGGCCCACGUUCCUCAUGUUCUACGCGCCGUGGUGCCCUCACUGCAAGCGCAUGGAGCAGUCAUGGCGGGACCUGGCACAGAAGCUGAAGGAGAAGGACUUCAACGUGCAGGUGGCGCGCGUGGACGCGUACCGCUACCCGCAGCUCGCCGAGGAGUUCCAGAUCCCAGGGUUUCCUACACUAGUGCUGUUCGACGGUGAGCGGCAGCUGGGCAUGCACCGCGGCAAGCGCGACGUGGACACGCUCUUGGGCUUCGUGGAUGCGAUGCUGUUGUGACUGGAGGAGUGCGGGUGAAGGGGGGGGUAGUGCGGGGGCGGGGGCGGGGGCCCGGUGUGGGGUGGCUGGGGGGUGGUGGUGGGGUGGUGGUAUACAUGGGCUGGGACCGAGAGACGGAGGGGUAAAUCACUGGUGUAGUGAAAAGGGAGGAGGCAAAGGCAAUGGGAGCUAGUCGUUAGUGUCAAACAUAUCGUUGUAUGUUAUAGACUAUAUAGGGUCGUGCCUUAGAGAGUAAAACCCCCAAAGUUGUAUUCCCUUCUAUCCUACCAUUCCAGUCAUUCGUUCGCUU